GAGGAGGGCGAGAGCGGCCACCGCCGGGCAGAUGGCUCGCCAGGCGCAGCUCGACAGGGCGAAGCUCUUCGUGUUCCUCAUGCUGCUCGUCUCCCGCCUUUGCUCAGUGCAGAGGCUCCUUCAGCAGCUCCGCAGCCUACUCGCGGGGCAGCUUGGUGCUUUUAGAUCUUUGACGGUAUCCAUACAAGAUCCAAUUCGAUCAACUGUACAGACAGAGAUGCAGGGACGAGAAGCAGCCUCCCUUCCUAAUGGCAUUUCUGAACCUCCCAGGCACAUGCGACAAGGUUUUCCUGAAACUGGAGGCAACACUCGAGUCAAGCUGGGCUUUGUCGGUGUUGACAGACCAGAAGAUCCUCUUUACACUGGUUAUCCAGUACAAUGGAUGAAUAAAAAAGAUGCUAAGGUAGCGGUAUUUGAGAAUGAUAGGCAAAUCACGCAGGGCGACCUUUCUAAAUUGCAAAUUGAGAUUUUAGCAGUCCAUGCUGAAUUCUUUACCGAGCGAGGACAAGCAGACUUCACCAAAGAGGAAUUCAACAAGCAGAUAUGUAUACAUAAGGGGAAUGAGUCAGUCUUGACAACUGUUAAUCUAGUAAAUGGUGCAGCCUAUAUUGGUUCAGUCAUAUUUACAGAGAGCUCCCAGAGGAAAAGGUUAAGAUUGACAGCACGAGCGAAAGGACAGGAUCCCGCGGUCAGAGUUCAAGAAGCAAUCACUGAUCCUUUUGUUGUCAAAGUCGGCCGAAGUAAACAAAACAGAAAGAGUUAUCCUCCAUCUAAAGAAGAAGCGGUAUACCGUUUGGAGAAGAUUUCCCUAAAGGGGAAACAUUGUACCCUCCUUGCUGAAAAGAAUAUUACUACGGUGAAGCAAUUCAUGCGUCAUUAUUACAGAGAUGAAUCUUGUCUCCAAAAGCUUCUUGACAUGAAGGAGGAUUGGAGUACCUUGAUUAAACAUGCCACCACGUCUGAUCCUGGGGUUGAGAUCUAUUCUUUUAUUGUUGUGGAAGAAAAUACUGAACUCUUAUUCAAUGAUUUCUACAAUCUUGUUGGUAUAAUGAUCAGGGGACGCUAUUUUCAUGUCAAUGUCCUUGAUCAGUUUCAGCAGAUUAAAGUCAACAACUGGAAAAUGUCCGCGUAUAAGAAAUUUGACGAGCGGGAGAACUCAGGGGGUCUUAACCCUGAUUACUUCAUGACCGAUGGUGGCCCUGUCAGUGCAUUGCCUCUGAACAAUGAUGCAGGUCCUUCCGUACAAGCUGGAACGCUGUGGCAAUAUCAUAAUGGCAAGGCUGCACAACACGAAGUUGGAGAUCGACAUCCAUUGAAUGGGUUGUCACGGGCCGCAGUCCUAUCAAACAAUGACGUUGGCCCUUCAAGCCAAGAAACACUGCCGUUUCCACAGCACAUGUAUGAACAGACUGCGUAUCAGGGACCUGGUGAGCAUGAUCCUUCUGUGCCACAGAAUGGAGCUCCUUACUCUCUGCAUCAGGGAAAUAUCUUAAAUGAUCAGGGACCAUUAUCAGCACAGCCAACUAUUCCAUCCCACAAUUUUUCACCAGUUCGACAGGAUGACAUGAUCGCAGAUGCAAGUCAAAGUGGGUUUACUUCAUUUGAUUGUUUGUUCUUGCAGGUCGAGGAAUGGCUGAAUCUACCAAUAGAUGAGGCAGACCAUGGAAUUGUACCACCUAACAAUGGUAUGCAGUUUCGAAAUUUCAGUACCCAUGGGAACGACAACGAAAAGCCGAUAAUCAGAACUGCCGAAUUCCAACAUCCCAUUUGACGGUGAUGGACAUGAUGGUGGCAACCAGUGAUAGAUUAAACUUGAGAGACCACUGCAACAAGCUUAAUUUGCUCCACUAGACCCAUGAUGGAGGUAGUCGGUGAUUGAAGUAUUCGGUGUGAUUAAACAUUUCGCGUGUACAUAUUAUUCAGUGAUUGCUUAAUUUGCUAUUGGUUGUAGUAGACAUUUGGCUUGCAUUCUUAAAAGCAAUUCUUUGUGUAAUCCUGUUAAUCCAUCCUUUCCUAAGUUGAGCAAAUAUUCAUAUUGCACAGCUUGCUUGGUGUAAUAUUGUUAAUCCAUCUUCUUCUAA
Molecule: messenger RNA, 2081 nt
Organism: Hordeum vulgare subsp. vulgare (domesticated barley)
Lineage: Eukaryota; Viridiplantae; Streptophyta; Magnoliopsida; Poales; Poaceae
Product: calmodulin-binding protein 60 D-like
Exons: 13
Coding region: 32-1771 (579 amino acids)
Biological process (GO): regulation of salicylic acid biosynthetic process
Cellular component (GO): nucleus
Molecular function (GO): calmodulin binding; DNA-binding transcription factor activity; sequence-specific DNA binding
Source: RefSeq, a predicted model, not a curated record